Molecule: messenger RNA, 1375 nt
Organism: Fopius arisanus
Lineage: Eukaryota; Metazoa; Arthropoda; Insecta; Hymenoptera; Braconidae
Gene: Dpck
Product: Dephospho-CoA kinase
Biological process (GO): coenzyme A biosynthetic process
Molecular function (GO): dephospho-CoA kinase activity; ATP binding
Source: RefSeq, a predicted model, not a curated record
AACAAAACGGCUGUAAGAUUGCGGACUCCUAUCUAAGCUCUCAUUGCCUCUUAUCAAAAACACAGCCGUCACCCGAACUUCACUUUGAACUUGGAAGAAAACACAAAACGAGACAAAAAACAUCAUUAUUGUCAAUGACAGUAGUUUCCGGUUAUAUUACUCGAAUUAUAAUUGUAAACCGACAAUGUUUAUUGUUGGACUGACAGGCGGCAUAGCCACGGGAAAAAGUACAGUAUGUCAAGUAUUCAGAGAAUACGGAAUUCCAAUCGUGGACGCUGAUGUAGUAGCCCGAAAAGUUGUUGAGCCUGGAAAACCCGCAUUGCACAAAAUACACAAUGAAUUUGGAGCUGAAGUGAUCAAUAAUGAUGGAACGCUCAACAGAGUUAAAUUGGGGGAAUUGAUAUUCGACGACGUUGAAAAAAGAAGAAAAUUAAAUGCUCUCACACAUCCAUACAUAUAUAAAGAAAUAUGCUGGCAGGCAUUUAAAUAUUUUCUUCAAGGACAUCCGUUUAUCGUUAUGGAUCUUCCACUGCUAUUUGAAAGUGGCAAAAUGCUCAAUUUUUUGCACAAAAUCAUCGUUGUUACGUGCGAAGAAGAUCUCCAACUCCAGCGCCUAAUGGAGCGUUCUGGAUUCACUGAAAGUAAAGCAAAAUUACGAAUUGAGGCGCAAAUGCCUCAAGAUAAAAAAGUCGAAAUGUCAAAUUUUGUGAUAGAAAAUUCGAGCAGUUUACAGGAUAUGAGAGAUCAAACGAUGAAGAUAAUAUAUUUACUAAAAAGUUCUAAACAUCAUUGGAGAUUAAGACUUAUUCUUGGUUUCUGCUGUACUAUUCUUUUAGGAGGUGCCUUCUGGCUUAGAAAUGGAAGCACCAAAGCCCAUUUAAAUGCUCCAUAAAACUAUUACAUACAUCUACUUACCUUGGAUUCAUUAAGAUUGUCCGAUUAUUAGAUGAUCACUGAAUCUUAUCACGAUUGUCUCCUAAUGUAUUUAUAAAGACCGAACGAUCGAAUUUUUCAUCAAUGGAAAAUCUCAAAAUUGAGUGAAUUCUGAUUGCAAAUUAGUCAGCUAUGACGAGUGAAUCCAUGAGGAAUAAGCAUAACAGGCGUUUGAUAAUAAAUAUCGAUAGUAUGCAAAUUCAACCUGUUUAUCAUUUUUAGAAUAGGAUAUUUCCAUCUAGAAAAUUAAAUGCAUUUAACACACUCUUCAUUCUCCUUUAAUUCGUGAAGCGAUCGAUCAAUUUUAUUUUUUUCCAAGGGCAAAUUUGUACGGUGAUAAUAAAAUGAAUUCUAUAAAGGACAAAUUGUUAAUUUAUCAUUAAUUGUGAAUCAAUGUAGGGGCGCACAGAGAAUUAAAUAAAUAAGUUGGUGAAAAUAUUCA